Exophiala viscosa is the source of this 2983-nucleotide messenger RNA. RefSeq lists its product as uncharacterized. NCBI's taxonomy places the organism in Eukaryota, Fungi, Ascomycota, Eurotiomycetes, Chaetothyriales, Herpotrichiellaceae. The transcript has 3 exons. The record is from RefSeq and is a predicted model, not a curated record. The coding region runs from base 381 to 2498 and encodes 705 amino acids.
GGGUAAGAUUACAGGCCUGGGGUUCGGUGAUCGUUCCAUCGCUCGUCCAGCGGUGAGGUGGAGUUCUGGGGCAACACCAAUUUGGCUGGCUAUUUUGGGUCGGGUGACUCUGCUCGGGGAUGCACGGGUAGGUGCGAAUACGAGACUGCUACAAUUGAGCCCGAAUGCCAGCUGGCCACCGGCGUGGGGCGUACAGUGCAUCGAAUGCGAUCAUGGCAGGGAAGAGGUUGCAAUUCGAAGUGUUGCAGCUUGUUCAGGAUAUGUACCUAGGUGGACCAUAAGGCUACCUAUCUCGCACAAGAUGUCGUCAAGAAGGAUAAACCAACAUACUAUCCUUCAAUCUGCUCUUCUCCCGUUGAGUCUACGUCUCAGCAGUUCCAAUGGACGUGCCGACUCUGACGAUGCAGCUCGCAUUGGGCUUUUCGCACUGGCUCACGUACCAGACUAGCAUCGCAGCCGAAACUGUCGUCAAUCGGUUGGCGGAGCAAUCGCCCUGCACGGUCCUUGGUAUGGAGGGCGCAAUACUUGACCUAGGUCUCUUAGGAACAGAAGGUCCUUUACCGCAGGCGAACAAAAUAACGGUCCUCCGAGAGCUGACAGCGGCCGCAGAGUCAGGAGGCAAGGUCAUUGCCGGCUUGGAUACAAAAUGUGCGAGAUUCUACCAUGACAGAAAGUACUCACGACGACAUACACAUGACAAGACUCCUAGGCUGGUCCUCCCCUUGUUGACCACGACGUGCAAGUUGACUCAGGCUCAGUCCAAGGGCUGUCUCGCAAUCUUGCUUCUCUCCCCGCAUCGACCGUCUGAAGUGCACGUAAUUCCAACAAGAUACAUGGGUCCAGGACCUACGUUCAAGAAACACCAAAUGGUCAGCAAGACGUGGCCAGUGUUACCUGGUUCGCUGCCGCCCCUGCUGGAGGUGACUCCGCCUCAAUGGAGCCCUUUCGCGAUGCCGAUCUCGUCCUUACUGAUGGCGUGGGAUGAGCAGGCAGAGUUCAUUCGCGGAGCUCGGACUAAUCUGCGAAAUCCUCAUAAUGGGAUCGAGUUUCCAGGCACCCGUCCAGACGAAUUGCAACCGAUAGAGACUCUGCAUCCAGCGCCUCAGAAUUUUAAUCGGGAUUCCUGGUGGAUAGACGAUAUUGUGGAAGCGUCUGAACGUCACGGAAGCUCUCGCUUCCAAGCUUUUCAUCUUCGGACAAAACCAUUGCUGGGAGAUUUCGGGAUUUGGGACAAAGAAACAGGCGAGCGCAUGACUAUCGAGCUAAAGAUCAGGAUGGCGUUAUUGUCCGAGGACGGCAUUCUCUACUGUUACUAUCGACAUGAUCCUGAUUCUGCCGCCACCACUAACACUGGAUGGCAACAACUGAGCCGUAGAUUCUUUUCAACGAUGAGGCUCGUCGACGCAUAUCUGUUCAAGCAGACACCGGCUCGGGGAACUGGUGACCAGCGAUGGAUAUUUGUCCACCGAGACGAGCUUCCAGAUUCUUUUUUCAACGGACUCGAGGACGAUAGGGAACUCAGUCAGUGUGCCUGGAAGCCUGAUGAUACCGAGUUCUGGGAGUUAUGCACCAUCAACUGCAAUCCAGCAGAAGGCAGGAAGUUCGCGGCGCAACUAGAGAAGAUUCUCGUGCGGUUCACCACCGGGGGUCGUAGUCUCAAGACGCGGAGGCAGCGACCUUAUUUGCCUCUUGAGAGAUGUGUGGCCGGCGGACUAAAGCCUGAUCAUCCUGCCACCCAGUCUCUGGCCCACGUUCGAUACGAGUCUUGUACUUUUGAUCUGAAAACACUUCGAGCAUACGAAGUGGCACGGAUUGCGAAGGAGUGCCAGAUCAGAGGACCGGAUUAUCGAGUCAUGUGCACUGGAGCGAGCCUCUCACCGGAGCAUCUGAUAACACCCGUGCCUGCUCCCAACUUUGCAUCACUACCUAUUCAAGCACCACUUAUUCUCAUAGAGUUUCUGCCGGUCUACCUUUCCGGGACUUUGAUGCCCACUUCCUCGUUCGGGAUAAGCACGACGAAGAUGCUACGGCGUCUUUCACUUUCAACACAAAGGAAACCGAUUUUCGUACUUGUACCGUGCGUCCCUGGCCAACCAUUCUUGAAUCGACAGCUCAGUCCCACAUUUCCGUCCACUGUACGGUACAUCGUUCCAUACCACGAGCUACGUUGUGAACGCGUGGUGCGACCUCACACGAAAUUCAGGGAUGGUCACAAUCGACCAUCGCAUGAAUCCGACAUAGAAUUGACAUUGAGAAACGGCAAACUUAUCGACCAAUUCGCAGUUACUGUUGGAGAUGAUGCUGACCUUCUCAUGCGGCUACUUCGACCCGAGUCGGAUGAUACGACGAUGCGUCAUACAACCGUCCGAUUGAGUGAGCUUAUCAUCAAUAAAGCCGACAUUGUCAAAGGAAUUCUGCACGCAGCAGACGAGGCCAUAAGCAUCACCAAGGACAGGUACGGAUACGGUACACGCGGCCAACGUGUGAGGGGUCCAUAGACAGGUUCGGCACCUUCAACUGUCAAACGAUUCGGCAACUGAAUCGGACUGACAAGUACUGGUCGCCUUGACCAACACAGUGUCUGAUAACAUGGACGACCAAUGUUCCACAUCUAUCUUACGUCGCCUAUGGGAGAAUCACUGAGCUCCUGGUAGCUAUGCAGCAGUACCACUUACCAUCGUGGUCAAGGUCCGGUCAUGAAUUUUUCGCUUCGCAUACACAAAGUCAAAAUCGUAAAGGUCACAAUGAAGUGCUACUUGCUGCGCCUGGCAUUGUCUCAGUAGUCACUGCCUCACACUAGGUAGCGCAAUCCUUUGUGACCCUUUGUCGAAAAUCAACUAAAGUCAGCCACUGCCUUUGCUCCACGAGGGUGAUGUACCCAAGCUGUGGUCAAUCUUUUCCUCUUAUAAACUACCUGCUCUCAGAGCCCCUCGCAGCUCUUCUCUAUCGUUCCUAUUUCUCGCGCCAACUAAGCCUUAUUGCU